Paramecium primaurelia is the source of this 267-nucleotide messenger RNA. Lineage: Eukaryota; Ciliophora; Oligohymenophorea; Peniculida; Parameciidae. The record is from the annotation of a GenBank genome assembly.
AUGAGAAAUAUCUUGGAUAGUUCUGCUCUUUACUAAAUAUGCCUUAAUAAAGAAAUUUAUGGUAUUGUGAAAAAUAUUAAAAAAACUUAACCGGAUCAAUCUGAUCAUCAUUCAUCUUGUAAAAUAAGUAUUAAAAGUUAUGAUCAUCAUCCUUUGACAGGAAAUGCAACAGAAAUGAUUAUCAAUUUCAUUUUUUGGUUUUCUUAACAAUUAUUUUCUUCCUUUAUUUUGUCACGAUAUUGCAAAGAAGAAGUACAAAAAUUAUGA